UUCGCGGCCUUUUCGCCUCCUUGGCUUCCUUUAAUUUAAAGAUAUGUAAGUGUCUAGGUAAGGACGGGAAACUUUGCUGAACCCACAAAUGUGCUGGGAUCUAUUUUAUGUAUGUUGUCUAAAUAAAUCUUAUGGGACAGAAAGCCCCCAUAAAUAGAUGUUUAAGAUAAUAUAGUUUGUUUUUUUCAGAGUUAUUUUUUUAAUCAGAGACACGUAAGAUAUUAAGACUGAAACAGUCGUUAAUUACUUGAACUAGAUUUCCCAGUUGAGUGUUUUGCAGGGGGAGAGUGAAAGAGAUUUUAUUUUUAAAGGUAUAAUUGGAAAUUAUUUAAGUGAAUAUUUAACUUUUUAAAAAUGUUCCUGCCCCUUCAUUUUUAUCUGGGUCUGAAGUAAUUUUUUUCUGCAUAGGUACUCUUAUCUGGUUAUGUCUUGGCCCUUCUCAAACACUAAAUUUUGAUAUCUGCACUCUUUGUGUUAUCUGCUUUUUCUUCUCUGAUACAAAGAACUGUCUUCAGCAGCCCUUUCAACCUUUUUUUUGUGGCCCUGACUAGCUCUGGUUUUAAAUUCCCUCCAAACUAGUGGUUUUCUUUCAAAGAUUUUAUUUAAAAAAAAAUAACUUAAAAGUCUAAUAGUAGCACCUUGGGGCGGGAGUGUGUGUGGAGAGUGGAAGAUGAACACAGCUGCUAGUAGCUAUCCAAUGGCUUCAUUGUAUGUGGGUGACCUUCACCCUGAUGUCACGGAGGCCAUGCUCUAUGAGAAGUUCAGCCCUGCUGGUCCUGUGCUGUCCAUCCGUGUCUGCAGAGAUAUGAUCACCCGUCGCUCCCUGGGAUAUGCCUAUGUCAACUUCCAGCAGCCGGCAGAUGCGGAACGAGCUCUGGACACCAUGAACUUUGAUGUGAUUAAAGGGAAGCCCAUCCGCAUCAUGUGGUCUCAGCGGGACCCUUCCCUGAGGAAAUCCGGGGUAGGGAACGUCUUCAUUAAGAAUCUGGACAAAUCCAUAGACAACAAGGCACUUUAUGACACAUUCUCAGCUUUUGGGAAUAUCCUUUCCUGCAAGGUGGUGUGUGACGAGAACGGCUCUAAGGGCUACGCAUUUGUGCACUUUGAGACACAGGAUGCUGCAGACCGGGCCAUUGAGAAGAUGAACGGCAUGCUGUUGAACGACCGCAAAGUAUUUGUUGGCAGAUUCAAAUCCCGAAAAGAGCGCGAGGCAGAAUUGGGAGCCAAAGCCAAGGAGUUCACUAACGUUUACAUUAAAAACUUUGGGGAUGAUAUGGAUGAUGAGAGGCUCAAGGAGCUCUUCAGCAAAUAUGGCAAGACCCUCAGUGUGAAAGUCAUGACAGAUCCCACUGGGAAGUCCAAAGGCUUUGGCUUUGUGAGCUUUGAAAAGCAUGAAGAAGCUAACAAGGCAGUGGAAGAAAUGAAUGGAAAAGAUAUCAAUGGGAAAAUGGUAUUUGUGGGCCGUGCACAGAAAAAAGUCGAACGCCAGGCAGAACUGAAACGGAAGUUUGAGCAGCUGAAGCAAGAAAGGAUCAGUCGAUAUCAGGGAGUUAAUUUGUAUAUUAAGAACCUUGAUGAUACUAUUGAUGAUGAAAAACUGAGGAAGGAGUUCUCGCCUUUUGGUUCCAUCACAAGUGCCAAGGUGAUGCUGGAAGAUGGUCGAAGCAAAGGUUUUGGCUUCGUCUGCUUUUCCUCUCCAGAGGAAGCCACCAAAGCUGUAACAGAAAUGAAUGGGCGUAUUGUGGGCUCCAAGCCAUUGUAUGUUGCCUUGGCACAGCGGAAGGAGGAGCGGAAGGCCCACCUCACCAACCAGUAUAUGCAGCGCAUCGCCGGGAUGAGAGCUCUGCCCGCCAAUGCAAUCAUCAAUCAGUUCCAGCCACCUGCAGGUGGCUAUUUCAUGCCUGCGGUACCCCAGGCUCAGAACAGACCCACUUACUAUGCACCUAAUCAGAUGACUCAGAUGAGACCCAACCCACGCUGGCAGCAAGGGGGGAGACCUCAGGGCUUCCAAGGAAUGCCCAACACCAUGCGUCAGUCUGGACCACGGCCUUCACUACGCCAUCUGGCUCCAGCUGGUAAUGCCCAGGCCUCACGUGGUCUGCCUGCUGCCUCCCAAAGGGUUGGUGUUACCAACACUGCUCCAAACUUAGCGCCUCGACCCCCUGUGGCUGCCCAGGCUCCCAGAGCAGUUCCUCCGUACAAAUAUGCCUCGAGUGUUCGUAGCCCGCACCCCACGGUACAGCCUUUGCAGGCCUCGCAGCCUGCCGUUCACGUGCAGGGGCAGGAGCCUUUAACUGCUUCCAUGCUGGCUGCUGCCCCUCCCCAGGAGCAAAAACAGAUGCUGGGAGAACGUUUGUUCCCCCUGAUCCAAGCUAUGCACCUCAGCCUUGCAGGAAAGAUCACAGGAAUGCUGCUAGAGAUUGACAACUCAGAGCUGCUGCACAUGUUAGAAUCUCCAGAAUCGCUCCGCUCAAAGGUGGAGGAGGCUGUGGCAGUGUUGCAGGCACACCAAGCCAAGAAAGAAGCUGCCCAGAAAGUGGGCAUAGUUGCUGCUACCUCUUAAACCAGGAAGACUGGUUGUAAAGAAGCCAAAUGGGCCCCUCUCUGGAAGGCAUCAGCUGAAGAUGUUUAGAAAUAACUUUGUCCUGCACUGAUCAACCUCAUGCAACAUAUCAUUUACAAAUGCCCCAGUGUGGAAAUGUUUUAAUAUGCCUUAUCUGAAAAAUAAAAUUCCCUUACAGCAUUUGGGUUUCCAAGACUUAAAUAUGCAACUUUUCAUUGCCAUUAUGAAGUUUAGUCCUUUUUUUGUCUUCCAUAAGCAGGACACUGAAGUUUUCUGAUUGAAUGUUUUCAUUGUGGUUUUGGCUUUAAUUGAAAAAAAUCCCAU
Molecule: messenger RNA, 2887 nt
Organism: Gekko japonicus
Lineage: Eukaryota; Metazoa; Chordata; Lepidosauria; Squamata; Gekkonidae
Gene: PABPC4
Product: poly(A) binding protein, cytoplasmic 4 (inducible form)
Exons: 15
Coding region: 671-2563 (630 amino acids)
Cellular component (GO): ribonucleoprotein complex
Molecular function (GO): RNA binding
Source: RefSeq, a predicted model, not a curated record